UACAGAAGAAUGGCCAGCUGUCUGCUGUCAAUGGCGUAGCUGAACAAGGAGAUGUCCACGUCCAAGAGGAAAACCAGGAUGGGCAGGAGGAAGAAGUCAUUGUUGAAGAUGUUGGACAGAGAGAGUCAGAAGAUGUGAGAGAAAAAGACCGAGCUAAAGAAAUGAUUGCCAACUCUGCAGUUGUUGAAGACAUCACAAAGGAUGGGCAGGAAGAAGAAACACCUGAAAUAAUCCAACAGAUCCCUGCUUCGGAAAGCAACGUAGAAGAAAUGGCACAGCCCGGAGAGUCCCAGGCUAGUGAUGUUGGCUUUAAGAAGGUAUUUAAGUUUGUUGGCUUUAAAUUCACCGUGAAAAAGGAUAAAAAUGAGAAAUCUGAUACUGUCCAGCUCCUCACGGUCAAAAAGGAUGAAGGCGAAGGGGCAGAAGCUACAGUUGGCGCUGGUGACCACCAGGAGCCUGGCAUGGAGACCGGAGAGUCCGCACCCAAAGAAAGUGAGCUGAAGCAAUCCACAGAGAAACCGGAGGACACCCCAAAGCAAGCACAGUGCAGCACCGAAGAAAUUCCCCUUCAGGCUGAAUCUGGUCAGGUGGUUGGGGAAGAAGCCAAAAACGAAGGAGAAGAAAAACAAGAGAAAGAACCCACCAAAAACGCAGAAUCUCCGACCAGUCCAGUCAGCGGCGAGACAACAUCUUCCUUCAAGAAAUUCUUUACUCAUGGUUGGGCCGGCUGGCGCAAAAAGACCAGCUUCAAGAAGCCGAAAGAGGAUGAGCUGGAGACUUCUGAGAAGAAAAAGGAGCAAGAGGCAGAAAAAGUCCAUGAGGAAGAUAAUGACAAGACAGAAUGUCCUUCUGGGCAAGCCCCAGCAUCCGAGCAGCAGGAGCCCACAGGAGGCAUAAAUCAGGCCAGGUUGUCCGCAGAUUAUGAGAAGGUGGAGCUGCCCUUGGAAGAUCAGGUCGGUGGCCUGGAGGGAGCAUCAGAGGAGAAAUGUGCUCCGUUGGCAACAGAAGUGUUUGAUGAGAAAGUGGAAACCCACCAAGAAGUUGUUGCAGAAGUCCACAUGAGCACCGUAGAGAAGAUGGGGGGGGAGAAGGCCGAAGUAGAUGUAAAAGAAACAGGAGAAUCCUUGCCCCCUGAAAAACUGGCUGAGGCCAAGGAGGCCCCUCAGGAAGCCGAGCCUGCUGAGGAGCUGAAGAGCAAAGAAAUGUGUGUCUCUGGAGGUGACCAUUCACAGCUGACAGAUCUAAGUCCCGAUGAGAAGACAUUGCCCAAACACCCCGAAGGCAUUGUCAGUGAGGCAGAGAUGCUGUCCUCCCAAGAGAGGAUCAAGGUACAGGGAAGCCCUUUGAAGAAACUCUUCAGUAGCUCCGGCCUAAAGAAGCUCUCUGGGAAGAAGCAGAAGGGGAAACGUGGGGGUGGAGGAGAUGAAGAGCCAGGAGAACACCAACAGGUUCAAACCGAGUCCCCAGAGAGCGCUGAUGAACAGAAGGGGGAGAGCUCUGCCUCCUCCCCAGAAGAGCAGGAGGAGAUCACAUGUCUGGAGAAAGGGCUGUCAGAAGCACAGCAGGAAGGAGAAGCCGAGGAGGGAGCCACUUCCGACGGAGAGAAAAAAAGGGAAGGAACCACUCCUUGGGCAUCUUUCAAAAAGAUGGUGACACCCAAGAAACGGGUACGAAGACCUUCUGAGAGUGACAAGGAAGAAGAAGUGGACAAGGUCAAGAGUGCCACGUUGUCCUCCACAGAGAGUACAGUGUCAGAAAUGCAAGAAGAAGUCAAAACCGUCGGAGAUGAGCAAAAGUCCGAAGAACCGAAGCGCAAGGUGGAUACCUCUGUGUCUUGGGAGGCACUGAUUUGCGUGGGGUCAUCCAAGAAAAGAGCGAGGAAGGCCUCAUCAUCAGAUGACGAAGGAGGGCCGAGGACAGUGGGAGGGGAUGGCCACAGAGUGGAAGAGGCCAGCAAAGACAAAGAAGCUGGAGCAGAUGCUGUCCCCGGCAGCACCCAGGAACAUGACCAAGCGCAAGGAAGUUCCUCGCCUGAGCCAGCUGGAAGCCCUUCUGAAGGGGAAGGUGUCUCCACCUGGGAGUCAUUUAAAAGGUUAGUCACUCCGAGAAAAAAAUCCAAGUCAAAGCUGGAGGAGAAAACGGAAGACUCCGGGACAGAGCAAUUGGCUUCAGACGUUGAGCUGAGUAAAGAAGAAUCUUGGGUUUCCAUUAAGAAAUUUAUCCCUGGACGGCGGAAGAAAAGGCCGGAUGGGAAGCAAGAACAAGCCACUGCUGAAGACAUGGCGUCCACAGAAGUCAAUGAAGAUGACCCUGAUGUCCCGGCUGUUGUGCCUCUGUCUGAGUAUGAUGCGGUAGAAAGGGAGAAGAUGGACGCGCAGCAAGCUCAGGAGAGUGAGGAAGGGUCCCAGCUUCAGGGGGCCCUGUACGUGUCUGAGGAGCUUAGCAAGACACUGGUUCACACUGUCAGUGUGGCUGUCAUUGAUGGGACCAGGGCAGUCACCAGUGCCGAAGAGCGGUCUCCUUCUUGGAUAUCGGCUUCUGUGACAGAACCUCCUGAACAGGCCAAAGAGGAAGCCACAGAAGCCAUACCCUCCACUAAGGAGGUCACUGAAAGAGAUGUCAUUGCAAAAGAAACCCCUACGGCCACCCAGACCUUGCCAGAAGGCAAAGAUGCCCAUGACGACACAGUUAUCAGCGAGGUGGAAUUCGUCUCGGAAGCUGUGACAGCUGCAGAAACCACAGAGGCUCUCCAUGCUGAAGAAGUCACUGAAGCAUCGGGAGCAGAAGAGACCACAGACAUGGUGUCAGCGGUUUCCCAACUAACCGACUCUCCAGACACCACAGAGGAAGCCACCCCGGUUCAGGAGGUAGAGGGUGGUGUGCCAGACAGAGAAGAGCAGGAGCGGCAGACACAAGCCAUCCUCCAGGCAGUUGCAGAAAAGGUAAAAGGGGAGUCACAAGUGCCUGCCACCCAGACUGUACAGAGAGCGGGGCUGAAAGCACUGGAGAAAGUGGAGGAGGUUGAAGAGGAUUCUGAAGCGCUGGCUGUGGAGAAAGAGCGAGAUGUCGUUGUGCUGGAAGAGCCCGUGCAGGGAAGUGAAGCUGAGCAUUCUGCAUGGGGCUCUGAGAUUGGACAGAGUACUCCAGAUAGCCUCAAAGCAGUUCCCGAAGUCACAGCGGGUGUAGAGUUGAAGGAGCAAGUCACCACAUGUCAGGCUAUUGAGCCCCAGCAGCUGUUGGAUCAAGCUGUAGCCCCCGAGUCAUCCGAAACCCUGACAGACAGUGAGACAAACGGAAGCACUCCCCUAGCAGAUUCAGACACUCCAGAUGUGGCACAGCAAGAUGAGGUCAUUGAAAGCCAGGACAGUAAAGCCAUUGCAACUGACAGGCAGUCACAGGUCACAGAGGCUGAAGCAGCUCUUGCUCAGAAGGAGGGACCUUCAGUGCCACCCAAUUUUCCACCCCAGGAAGAAUAUGGGGAAAAACCGGGAAGAGAUGUUCUAGAACCAGUGAAGCAAGAGCUUGCUAUGGAAGCAGCACCUGUUCUGGCAAAGACCGAGGUGGGUCAAGAGGCUAGCCACUCUGAUGGCGAAAGAGUCAAAGACGAACUCUGUGUGGAAGGACUGGAGGUGUCAGUACACACAGAUGGCCCCGACAGUCGAGAAAAGAUUGCUGAAGUGACACAAGAUGGUGAGGAGAUAACAGAGCCUGAAUGUCAAGAAAAGGAGUGUGUGGAAGCGCAGAGCCUUAACCCGGAGGAGAGAGAGAUGGGAACUGAUGUUGAGAAGGAGAAAAUGGAAACAAAACCAGAGCAAGCGAGUGAAGAACCUGAAAGGAGAGCGGCCUCUCCUGAGUGUGAAGAAGCCCACCCACAGCCUGUCCAGACCGUUGACGCGUCCAUCUCAGAGAGGGGAGAGGAAAUGAGCAGCCUUGAAGGAAGCUCCACUCUCCCAGACCAAGACGAGGCAGGUUGCAUACAGGUUCAAGUUCAAAGCUUGGACCCACCAGUAACCCCAACAGCUGUAUCCAUGAGGGAGGUUGCAGAAACUGUCAAGACUUCAGAAACAGAUGGAAGUCUGGAGUGUGUGGGUACACAUUUAAUACCAGCAGAGAUGUCCUCUGAAAAGGGUGACCACUGGACUUCUCAGCAUGGAGAGGACAUUGUGCCCUCGGGACCAGAGAAGCAGGCAGAGUCGGUCCCAGUAAUAGUAUCACUGGCUCCUGAAAACACCCUACAUUCUGACUUGCAGGGAGAGAUAGGUGCAUCCCAGAAACAGAGAUCAGAUGACGAAGAUGACCAGGAGAGUGCAGCAAGGGAGGGAGGCCUCAAGGUUGAAGCUGAGAUCUUGGAGCUCCAGAGUGAGAGCACCAAGCUUGUCGAGAACAUCAUCCAGACAGCCGUGGACCAGUUCGCUCACAUCGAAACAACCCCCACAGUCUGUGCUCCUGAUUCACAGACCCAGGUUCCGGUGAUGCAGGCUGACAGCCAGGGAGCUCUACAGAUGCUGGAUGAAGAAGAAAGCUGCCAUCAAGACUCCGCCCAAGAUGAAGCAGUGACUGCUGCAGCCCAAGAUGGGCUUGCCCUUUCUGAUAUUUCCGAAGGCAAGAGCAAGCCUUCAGAAAAGAUCAAUAUGCUUGCAAUUGAGAGUGUCAGUAUCAAAGACCAGCAGUGUGAGCAGGUGAUUGUCCCACUCGGGGCAGAGGGAGAUGGAAAUGGAGCAAAGCCUGUGCCAGGUGAUGAUUGUGCCAAAUUAGAAAGUGUAGAGAAGCUGCCACCUGAAUCCAAAAAUCUAAAGGGGCAUGCUGCUGAUGGCCUCCAACACCAAAGCUCAGCCCAGGCAGAGGCAGAUGCCUUGGGAAAUCUAACCAAAGAGUCUCCAGAUGCCAAUGGACCAAAGCUAACAGAGGAGGGAGAUGCCCGGGAAGUAGGGAUUCAGGAAGGAAAAACGCACACCGAGUCAGUCAAAGAGAUGAAGCCCCAGACAGAAGAGGACCUACGGGAGCCUGAGGGAGACCUGGCAGAAUCCUAAGAUGUUAGUUACUCACUGUAUAUCUGCAAGGCCAGAAUGUGAAGGCAAGCCACGGAAAAAAAUGCUGCUGUUGAGACCAAGAUUGCUGAGUCCUUGAGAUUCAGAGUGGGCUGUCCGCUGACUUCAACCUUGGAGAGCACCCCUGACAAUCCUGAGGCUUCACCGGGAGCUAGAGCCAGCUAACAUUUCCUUGUUUAAAGACUGCCUUUGAUUUUUCCCUUGAUUCCAUGUAUUUCUGAUUGAAGGUCCCUACAUUCAACCUGGAAUCAAUGUUGGCAAUACCUAGUUCUACUUCUCAAACUGGAGCAUCCUCCUCUAUAUAUUUAUAUGUAUGUUUUCUGUAGUCCUCCUCAUGUACCUAUUGUAUAUUUUUUUUCCUAAUAUUUAAGCACAUGCCUUUUGUAUUACACAAUAUAUGACGGGUGUGCAGCUGUAGUGAAGCCUUGAGAAGCUCUGAGCCUCAACUAUAAUCUGUGGCAAAUAGAGAAAUAACAUUCCUGAGAGGAAGGUACAAGUCAUUUUAAAGGUCACUGAGCUUGGGUUUAUGGGUUAGUAGUCCUCUGAAAGUGGUCGUUUUCCUACGCAUAGGGAGCUCAGAAAUAAAACACCAUUUGGAAACAUCUAGAAUGUCCCAAUAUUACUGUGAUGUGUUUCUUUCUAAUCCAGUUCAGGUUGGAAAGCAGUCUCCUUAGUGGCAGAUUAAGUCCCUUCUCUUAAUGACGUGGACAGAUGAGUGUGCCUAAGGCCGUGAUAGGUUUUCCAUCUCAUGCAGAAGGAAAUCUGUUGUACUUUUUUGAUUGUACUCUUAUAUCCUGGAUUGAAUUCGUAAGCAGAACCAAGUGAGUCCCAUUCUUUAUAAAAUGGUAUUUUGAUAGAUACUGGAGUGUGUCUGUGAUAUCUGUGCCCCUUUUAAGAACAAUGUUGCAUUAUGUUCAUUUGAACAAAUUGUGGUUUGACAACUGAUUUAAAUAAAAUAUUUGCUUCACUUAGA
This is a messenger RNA of Cricetulus griseus (Chinese hamster), 6021 nucleotides long. Lineage: Eukaryota; Metazoa; Chordata; Mammalia; Rodentia; Cricetidae. The record is from RefSeq and is a predicted model, not a curated record.